This is a messenger RNA of Dothidotthia symphoricarpi CBS 119687, 621 nucleotides long. RefSeq lists its product as uncharacterized. The transcript has a single exon. NCBI's taxonomy places the organism in Eukaryota, Fungi, Ascomycota, Dothideomycetes, Pleosporales, Dothidotthiaceae. The record is from RefSeq and is a predicted model, not a curated record. The coding region runs from base 140 to 343 and encodes 67 amino acids.
CUGGCUAGAGUGGGCCCGCUUGCGCUGCGCCCCGACUCCCCUCCCACACCAGUCGUCGACCGAAUCCGAGCGUCAGCCCGUGUGCCUGGUCAUCUUUUACUUUUCUAGACUAAACCGCUGUCUCGUCGGACGCUGAUCUAUGCUACUUAUCCAGGCUGUCCCUUCCGCUCGUUGUAAUUUCAUCAUCCAGGGUUUAUCAACCAUUUCACUUCCACAUCGUCACCUUCUUGGUAUUCCUUUUUGGUUUACAUUUGUACAGUCUUUCCCGUCGACUUUGUGCAUUGUAACCGUUCCUUCCUUUGCAUCACUCCACCACCAUCUUCGUCGACGCACGAUCCUAUGACAUCUUCCUUGACUCAGUAGAACCACCUAUUAGUAGACAGCUUCGUCCAUACAAGCUGUUGUCCAGUCACUCCUUCGACAACCCAACCGCACCAUUACAACUAAUACAUCAUCUAUACGCAUCGGUCUCUUGAGAACACCAUCUUAUUGACCCAUCACAUCCUCACCUCGACUCUAACUUGUAAGUGGAUCGAAGCCAUACAUGCCAAUCUGUCCUAACCGGUCCAAGUGAAUCGAGACCAUCACAUUCACAAUGGAAGGUUCAUAUCCCAUGCACCC